CUCUGCUAUUGUAUGCUUUGCUCUCUUUUUCAGGUUUUUGGGUAGUAGUUGGUUUUUAUUGGACCAGAUGCCAUUGGCCGUCAGUGCCAAUCUUAGUCGAUCAUUGGCCCAAUUAAUCAUUUGCCCUGCAAGGUAACAGCCUUGCAGUAGUAUACCUUGGUAAGUGAUUCAGGUGACACGGAUCUGUUUUACUUGAUCAUCGAUACUCCACCAAAUGAAUUAAGGAUUUUGGGUAGCAGUUCCACCCAUGUUCCUUUGCAAGGUUAAAAAGGAGUUCCUAUGCAAUCUCCCCUGCCAGCAAAUAUACAACGUCGCAAUUGAAAGGAAAGGGAAACAGAUAUGGGGAUGGGAGAAGAAGCACAGGAAGGUUUCGCAACGAUGGCGAACCCUGGCAAAGCUACAAUUCUGGCUCUCGGCAAGGCCUUCCCUCACCAGCUUGUCAUGCAAGAGUUUCUGGUUGAUGGUUAUUUUAAGAACACCAACUGCGAUGACCCAGAACUUAAACGGAAGCUAAGCCGACUCUGCAAGACAACUACUGUUAAAACAAGGUAUGUGGUCAUGUCGGAUGAAAUCCUGAAGAAGUACCCAGAGCUUGCCAUCGAAGGCCUCCCCACCGUAAAGCAACGUUUAGAUAUCUGCAACAAUGCUGUCACGGAGAUGGCCAUUGAAGCCUCACGAGCUUGCAUCAAAAAAUGGGGCAGGCCCAUCUCAGACAUAACCCACUUAGUCUAUGUCUCCUCAAGUGAAGCUCGGCUGCCUGGUGGUGAUCUUUUCCUUGCAAAAGGACUUGGACUCAGCCCUGAGACUCAACGGGUCAUGCUCUAUUUCAUGGGCUGCUCUGGAGGUGUGGCUGGUCUACGCGUUGCAAAAGACAUUGCCGAGAACAAUCCUGGCAGCCGGGUCUUACUGGCUACUUCUGAAACUACCAUUAUUGGGUUCAAACCUCCUAGUGCAGAUAGACCGUAUGACCUGGUUGGUGUGGCACUUUUUGGAGAUGGUGCAGGAGCUAUGAUCAUUGGCUCUGACCCUGUUUUGAGCAUUGAGAGGCCUCUCUUCGAGCUUCACACGGCAAUGCAAAAUUUCUUGCCGAAUACUGAAAAGACAAUUGAUGGGAAGCUUACAGAAGAAGGUAUUAGUUUCAAACUAGCAAGGGAGCUUCCCCAGAUAAUUGAAGAUAAUGUUGAAGGUUUCUGUGAAAAGUUGAUGGGAAUUGUAGGAUUGACUGACAAGGACUACAACAACAUGUUUUGGGCAGUUCAUCCUGGUGGGCCUGCAAUCUUGAACCGAAUGGAAAAACGACUAGACUUGUUCCCAGAGAAACUAAAUGCCAGUAGAAGAGCUCUGAUGGAUUACGGAAAUGCUAGCAGUAACACGAUUGUGUAUGUGCUGGAGUACAUGAUAGAAGAGAGCUUGAAGAGAAAGACAGAGAGCCGUGAAGAUAGUGAAUGGGGAUUGAUUUUAGCUUUUGGACCCGGGGUUACCUUCGAGGGAAUUCUUGCCAGGAAUCUGACAGUACAAGAAUAAUGUCUAAAAAGCUGGUAUCUUCCACUGUUAUCAUUGUGCAAAUUAAUUACGUGUUAUAAGCAAAGGGAAUCCUCCUCAACCAUUUACCGUUCCGAAGAAAAAUC
Messenger RNA from Theobroma umbraticum, 1628 nucleotides. Lineage: Eukaryota; Viridiplantae; Streptophyta; Magnoliopsida; Malvales; Malvaceae. The record is from RefSeq and is a predicted model, not a curated record.